Trichomonas vaginalis G3 is the source of this 1062-nucleotide messenger RNA. Its product is annotated as DNA-directed RNA polymerases III 80 kDa polypeptide/RNA polymerase III subunit 5 family. The record is from RefSeq and is a predicted model, not a curated record. NCBI's taxonomy places the organism in Eukaryota, Parabasalia, Trichomonadida, Trichomonadidae. Bases 1 to 1062 code for a protein of 353 amino acids. The transcript has a single exon. Gene Ontology annotation, biological process: DNA-templated transcription. Gene Ontology annotation, cellular component: nucleus; RNA polymerase III complex.
AUGUCUGAUUCUGAUGACCCAGUAGUAUCUGAGAUGGAUCUCUUUUUGUCAUCAGAUAUGUCAACAAAGAGUCUCAUCAUUCAGUUUCCACUUGUUAGUCGUAAAGAGGGCUGCCCAAAUAUCGAGCAAGUCUCAUUUAACUCUAAAAACAAAUCUUACAAGAUUAUGGUUGCUCCACCACAAGAUAUUUAUACAGGUAUGGAUCUAAAAUCACAUUACCUUCAAACAAAUAAAAUUUAUUCACCACAACCAUUUGCGUUAGGCGUUAUUCGCGACGGGCAAGUCCAUUUGACGCCAAUUACUUCUAUUUAUCAAGCAAGACCAUCUGAUUUAUUCGAAGAAGAAACAACAACGGCGAAAGACCAAGAACCAGAUUCCAAAGCAAUAGACUUUACAGAAGGAACCGAUAUUACCAAAUUUACAUCUAAAGCAGCGACAGAUGUCUCCUCGCAGAUGAGUGCCCUCACAUAUAAAGAUAAUUUGACUGGAAUGAGGUGUGACUUCUCCGCUGACCUUAUUGAGCAGAUUAGUGAGAAUACCCUUUCAUCCAGACCACCACGCGAGCAAUUAUAUUACGUCCUUUAUAAGAAUAGAACAAUUUUCUUUGAUGAUGUUGUUCAGAGCCUUAUAUUGACGGCAUACUCCGAGGAACUGCUUGAUGUCCUGUUUAAGUACGCAUAUUACGUUCAAAGUCGCUGGGUUAUUAAAUCUGAAGAAAUCAGGUCUACAGAGCUUCCUGUCAACUUACGUGCUGCAAGAAACUUUGCAAUUGUCAUCUUUUCAUAUAAGAAAUACUUGACUCCAGCAUUAAUCAAGAAAUUCCUAGCAUUAUUCAGUAUUCAAAGCUCAGACCUCAAAACAAUCUUCGACCGUCUUGCUACAAACACAAAGGACAAAGUUACAAACGAAAACAGAGUUGUUUUCAAGUAUACAGAAAAACCCGAAUUUGAGCAGCGCCAUAAAGAGGCUCACAAGAAAGGACUUAGGGAAAUUGAAAGACUGAAGGAAUCCCUCUGCCUUAUGAAACAAAAUCCAAAUCUUUUCGAUGAUUUUCUUGCUUAA